AGGCUACGAAUAGCGUAAUUGAACACUUCAAGAUGUUCCACAGAAAUCCAUUAGUUGGCAGUAAAGUGGCACAUAUGCGAUUAAACGCAGAGGAAGACCAGUGUCAGCUGAUUGGAGAACAUCAGGUUUCGUUCUUGUACUUUUCUUCUGCACUCCUGUCCAGACGCGGUUUAUCGAUCCUUGGCGAUGACCCGGACGCACCAAUAACGAGCAACCCGCUUGGUAUUAACCCUACUGGCGGGUUCAAUGUAGGUGACUCUGUGUGUCUGUGUGGGGGGGUGCGCGUGCACGUCAGCGCCUUCGGGGUGCGGUAUGGCGCGCGGCUCCUUGCGGUGUCACUGCAAACCCGCGGAGGAGCGUUGAAGGCUGUCGCUUUGCUUCCAGUGGCAGGAGAGAUGGCGCUGCUAAUGGAGCACCAGUUCAGACAGAUGCCAGCUGACAGACAGGUGGAAACGAGACCUUUCCUGGAGGCUGUGUCAUACCUUCCGCCAUUCUUUGACUGCCUUGGCUCGGCUAUUUUUGCCCCAAUAAAGGCCGACAUAUCUGGUAACAUCACAAAAAUCAAGGCGGUUUACGAUACCAACCCAGGGCGGUUCAAAACGCUGCAGCACAUUUUGGAGGCAGAGAAGGAAAUACAUGGAGCAGAGUGGCCAAAGGCUGGAGCAACGCUGGCUCUUCUGUGGCUUAAAAGGGGUCUACGGUUUAUUCAAGUCUUCCUACAGAGCCUGGUAGAUGGUGAUAAAGAUGAUAGCAACCCGAACCUCAUUCGAGUCAAUGUCACCAAAGCUUAUGAAAUAGCCCUUAAAAAGUAUCAUGGCUGGUUUGUGCAACAGCUCUUCAAGGCAGCUCUUUACGCUGCUCCAUAUAAGACAGAUUUCCUGAAGGCCCUCUCCAAGGGUCGGGAUGUCAAGGAAGAGGAAUGCUUGGAAAAAAUCAGAAAAUUCCUCGUCAACUUCACUGCCACUGUUGAUGCUAUUUAUGAGAUGUACAGUAAGCUGAAUGCUGAUCUUGAUUACACAGUGUGACAGCAAGACGUUACGCUUUACUCCAAUGAUCCGCUUAGCUAACAAAGCAAUUUACAUUCUGCUCUCUGCAAUCCACACUUUGACCUGGCUCCCGGUAGGUCACCUAGAACCUUACUGUGGGAGUGAAUUUACAAUACUCUGUGUUACACGUCAAAUAUCUGCACACUUUGACUCAUCGGUGGGCCUAUUCUGGCAAACUCGUUAGGCCUUUUUGCCUCCAACUCUGGGGCUAGUUUCUUAAAGCAGCUGAUGAUUUAAACCCAGUACUUCUUUGUUCGUCACAUAAUCACGUUCAUCGUCAUACGAUAAUUGCACCAAGAAUCAAUGUUUUUGAACGGUUUAGGGAAGAGAGGGAGGGGUCUGAUGUUAACGGUUUUAUUGAGCCAGAUCAUUAUCAGCAAAGAAUAACAAAAAUAUCUUUACUUCUCGUGGAUUUUAGAUUUACAAUGUUGGGGUUCAUCAUCCUCACAUAAGAUAAGGGCGGCACUUCAUAUCAUACAAAACAAUAAUUAAAAAUGGGGUUUCACUGGGGUUUCUUUGAAGUUAAACAAGCAAGAUUCAAAUCAUUUAGAUGAUAUGAAACAAUGUGGAAAAGACGUCAGCGGUUUUCAUCGUACACAGAAAAUCCUGUGUACUUGUCCAGUAUUUGGAGUAUAUAUUGUAGUUUUUAGUAUUUAAUGAACACUUUUAUUCAUGAGUAAUGAUAUAAUCAUUAUUUAUUUAGUAAUACGAAAUACAUGUCAAUAUAAUGUCUUUUCUGCAUAUUUUAAAAAAAGCCCACUUAGUACAAAAAGUUGUAAGCAAGAUUGUAAACAGAUUUUUAUAGUGCACACCUGUUUGUGCCUUGAGCUGAAACUACAGAGCAUUUAAGUAAAAAUUACCGCUUUUCUGCCUUUUGUCCUUCAUAUUUUUUAUACAUGUCACUUUUUGUAAACCAGACAGGCUGAUUAAGAACAAGUAGUUGUAUUAUUACUGAAAGUGUGGUCUCUUUUAUAUUUCCGUAUCUAUGCAAGAUUUCAAAAGCUUUCCAAUUAUUCUUCCAAAGCAGUGCCUCAUCAGCACUCAGUGCCUUCUCCGGCCGCUCUGCUCUCAGGUUCUCACCUAAAACUAAAUGUGAAUUGCAUUUAAACCUUUCACCUUUGUCCAGUGGAUAUAAAGUGUUGCAAUAUCUUUUCUUCCUUUUACAGGGUUGGUAUCAUUUUCCGUUUCUUGGCAAAACUAUAUUAAAUGUGAUAUUUUGACAGCAAAUCAACCUUGAAUCACUGUUGUCAGUAUGUUUUGAGUUCAUGUGCUGAAACGCUCUUCUGAUUUGUCUCUUGUUGCUGAAAUGAUGUUGCAGUGGAUGUAUAGUGGAAAAUAACAAAGCUUGUUUGUUCAAUUUAUCUAACCAUAUAAUUUACAAUAAAAUAUGUGCAACAUUUAA
Gasterosteus aculeatus aculeatus (three-spined stickleback) is the source of this 2448-nucleotide messenger RNA. RefSeq names its product glycolipid transfer protein a (gene gltpa). The record is from RefSeq and is a predicted model, not a curated record. Gene Ontology annotation, cellular component: cytoplasm; cytosol; membrane. Gene Ontology annotation, molecular function: ceramide 1-phosphate transfer activity; ceramide 1-phosphate binding. Gene Ontology annotation, biological process: ceramide transport; intermembrane lipid transfer. NCBI's taxonomy places the organism in Eukaryota, Metazoa, Chordata, Actinopteri, Perciformes, Gasterosteidae.